AUGUCCCCAUCAACAGAAUCCAACCCCGUCCCCCCCUAUCCCCUCCACCCCUCCGUCGCCUCCCGCAUCAACCCAGAGUACGCCGCGUUCUACAACGCCCACAUCGCCGACAAGCAACAGGUCCACCUGCAGCCCAUCGCCGCCUCGCGGUCCUCGGGCGUGCUCAUCCCCGGCGCGGGCCCCCUGCUCCCCGUGGGCAGCACCCAAGACUACACGAUCCCGCGCACCGCGUCCAGCGGGCCCGACGUACGAGUCCGCGUCUUCACCCCGCCGGGCGCCAGGCCCGCCUCGGGCUGGCCGGGCUGCGUCUACUUCCACGGCGGCGGCUGGGUGCUGGGGACCAUCGACACGGAGAACGUGGUGUGCAGCAACCUGUGCGCGCGGGGCGGCGCCGUGGUGGUGACGGUGGACUACCGGCUCGCGCCCGAGGACCCCUUCCCGGCGGCGGUCGACGACUGCUGGGAGGCGGUGCGGUGGGUGGUCGCGCGCGGCCCGGAGCUGCUGGGGCUGGACCUGGGGCGGCUGGCGACGGGCGGGUCGUCGGCGGGCGGCAACCUCGCGGCCGUCAUGUGCCAGCGCGCGGCCGUCGUGGCGGACCACCCGCCCUUCCGCCUGCAGCUGCUCUCGGUCCCCGUGGCGGACAACACGGCCACGGCCGAGACGACGCCCAGCUGGCGCGAGAACGAGCACACGCCCGCCCUGCCCGCGCCCAAGAUGCUCUGGUACCGCCGCCACUACCUGCCCCGCGAGUCGGACUGGGCCCACCCCGAGGCCAGCCCGCUGCUGUGGGACGGCGACUGGAGCAGGCUGCCGCGGGCCGUGAUUGUGUGCGGCGAGCUGGACGUGCUGCGCGACGAGGGCGUUGCGUUUGGCGACAGGCUGAACAAGGCCGGCGUCAGGGCCGACGUGCACGUCUUGGAGGGCCAGCCGCAUCCGUUCCUGGCCAUGGACGGCGUGCUGGAGGACGGGAGGAGGGCGAUUACGUAUUUUUGUGAGGCGUUGAAGGAGCUGUAG
Messenger RNA from Pyricularia oryzae 70-15, 1014 nucleotides. RefSeq names its product lipase 2. The transcript has a single exon. The record is from RefSeq and is a predicted model, not a curated record. Bases 1 to 1014 code for a protein of 337 amino acids. Gene Ontology annotation, molecular function: hydrolase activity. Lineage: Eukaryota; Fungi; Ascomycota; Sordariomycetes; Magnaporthales; Pyriculariaceae.